AUGGCCUCUUUCCAGGACCGUGCCCAGCACGCCAUUGCUCAGCUUGACAAAGAGCUCUCCAAGUACCCUGUCCUCAACAACCUUGAGCGCCAGACCUCCGUCCCCAAGGUGUAUGCUAUCCUUGGUGUUGUUGGAAUCUACACCUUCCUUGUCUUCUUCAACAUCGCCGGCCAGCUCCUCGUCAACCUGGCCGGAUUUGUCAUCCCAGGCUACUACUCCCUCAAUGCUCUCUUCACAGCCUCGAAGGCCGAUGACACUCAGUGGUUGACCUACUGGGUUGUUUACGCCUUCUUCACCGUCAUCGAGAGCGCUAUCUCUGCUCCUUACUGGUUCCCCUUCUACUACAUCUUCAAGUUCGUCCUUGUUCUCUGGAUGGCUCUUCCCCAGACCGGCGGUGCCCAAAUUGUCUUCAACUCUCUGCUCCAGCCCGUCUUUGGCCGUUUCUUCGUCGGUGGCUCUACCUCCGCCAACCUCCGGGCUCAGGCUGACGCUGCCGCCAAGUCUCAGUAA
Aspergillus ochraceoroseus IBT 24754 is the source of this 510-nucleotide messenger RNA. RefSeq names its product putative membrane biogenesis protein (Yop1) (gene yop1). The transcript is spliced from 6 exons. The coding region runs from base 1 to 510 and encodes 169 amino acids. The record is from RefSeq and is a predicted model, not a curated record. Lineage: Eukaryota; Fungi; Ascomycota; Eurotiomycetes; Eurotiales; Aspergillaceae.